UUUUUGUUGUUGAAGGGAGCUCUCAGAGAUAAAAUGCAUUCUAUCUUCUUCUUUAUUCUAGCUUCUAAUACAUGGAAAUCAGUAUAUUACUGAACUAGUGAAGAAAGUGUACCCAAGACCGGCAUGGUCAGUGAUGGUCAGAAAUCACAUGGGUCAGCAUGAGUGCAGACAUGCAGUUUGGAUAUAUGUUUUGAAUGUCUCUAUCCGUACAUGGCAUACGAAUAAUGGGGCACUUUAUUUUAGAGGUAAAACAAAGUGUGCUGGCCUAUCAAAGACCUUAAUUUUGAUGUGUGUGCAACGGACAUUAAUUAAGGCUGAUCAUCUUGUCUGCUGGCACAGUGGGUAGCCUUGCAGCUCAGUGCAAACUGAAAGCAAUGUGAAACAAGACUGAGCAUUUUUAAAUUAUUCCUCUGGGCUGAUACCGCGCACUGACUUUGUGAAGAGCUUCCAGCCACAGCAAAAGAUACAUACUAAAGUACAUAAAUCUCAGAGUGACUUGAUUUAGGCACCUCUGGAUUUUGGAAGCAUGUGGUUCAGCUGAUUUUUUCAUGCAUUGUAAAAUAAAGAACACCAGGUCUGCAGUGAUCGCAUUUUAUGAGGAAAGAUGCCGCACUUCAGUGGAGAGUAUCCAACCCUUGCCCUCAUCCAGUCUGUUUUCUUCUUCUGUUGUAAAGGAAUGAUAGAAGGCAUUAUUAUUAUUUUAUUCAUCUGGUUACUAUUUCAAGUCCUAUUCACAAAGAAUCUUGAAGUGCACCUACAGAUCCUUCUUGGUGUUGGACUGGCAUUUUUGUGCUUCUGCUUAAUUAUUGGGUGCAUAUUGUGCUGGUGGAGAGGCAGGCAUCGUAACCACAGUGACCUCACAGACAAAGAAACCUCAGAACGCAUUGUGCUGGACCCCAGUGCAACUUUACCAGUGAAAACCACCACCCCUGUUAAACAGCAGUAUGAGGAGAUGGAUGGUGAAAUUAUGGAUUAUCCACAGCAUUCAGUCCUGAGCUUAUCAGGGCAUAAAGCUGCUGUCUCACUUAAACCUUUGACCCGUGGUAGGGCCUCUUUACCGAUCCUUCCCAUGCCUCCCAAGCAGAGUUUGGAGUCUAAAACUAAGCAAAUUCUAGAGAGGCGAUGUACUCUUUCUGGUAAUUGUCUGUAUGAUGAAUACACUAAACUGUACAGCUCCAGUACAAAGCUGGUGAGUCCCGAGACAAUGACGAAGGUACACCUGUCUCACACAGUACCACAAGAUAUGUCUGGUUUCGUACAGAAGAAGAAGCCAGCACUUCAGUUCACCCUGUUUUACUCAGCUUAUGAUACAACUUUAACCAUCACCAUACUUGGGGUUUCUAAUCUACCAAAGAGGUUUAAAAACUGCUGUGAUUCAUACGUCAAAGUGUACCUACUUCCAAAGUUUAUUGAACCCCAGCAAACUCUAAUCCAGCGAAAAAGUAUGAAACCUAAAUUUCAGGAGUGUUUCCAGUUUUCAGGAUAUAGUCUGGAGCAGAUCAAAAGCUUUGCACUGAGACUUGCUGUAUAUGCCAAAGAGUUUCAUAACCUGAAGGAAACAUUUAUUGGGGAGGUACUGUUCCCAUGUGAAUAUGGUGAUUGGAAGUUGGACUACCCAUGUAAUUAUACAGUACAACUUACAACAAACAAAACUAAGUUUAGAAAGUGUCUUAGUGCUCAGGAUGUCUUCAGUCCCAGCAAAACAGCCACUCAGCUAAAAUCAGUAGGACAUAUUUUCAUCCUACUUCAGUAUCAGAGCUUGGCAAAUCGAAUUAAGGUGAUGGUUCGCAAAGCAGAGGACCUGGCAAAACUGACACGCAUGCCUGGCUCCCCAGGUACAUGUAUUAUCCAGAAUAUAAAUCAUUAUGUGAUUAUCCAUUUCUACUAUAAUGAUAAAAAAAUUGCCACGAAAGAAACCAAGUCUGCCAGUGGGUACAAUCCUGUGUGGAAUGCUCCUUUUCUAUUUGAUCUUCCUCCGGGUAAUAUUCAAGAUUUACAGGUGUCUCUGGAGUUUAUAGUAAUGCAGGGCCGGCUGUAUACUCGAAGCAGUAUGCUUGGUUGUGUGCUGAUUGGUGCAGAAGCUCCCGAGGCAGGGCAUGUACAUUGGAAAGAAAUGUGUAACCGGGGUCAUGUAGAAUCUGCUCGCUGGCAUACUAUCAAACCACGGAUGUUAUGAACUUUCUACUCUGCAACACUAUUAAUAGAAGGACUUCAUCAUGCAAUUAUGAAAUCACAGUAUAUUCAGAAUAUUCAAAUCCACUAUUUACUUAUCACCAUACAUUGGUUCAAUAAUUUAACUUAUGUCAUAACUCUGAUAUGGAUGUUGCGUAAUUAAGAAUAGGUAGGUUCUUCUCCAGCUUUACUGUUAACUGUGUACAUUCCUUUCUAACGAACUCUGCAUGAAUUAAACAACAUGGGGAUGAAUGGAUUACUUCACUCUAAUUUUACCAUGCAGUUUUAUUGAUUAAACCCUACAGCAUCACGAGUCCUGUUAUAAAACUUGAAUACUGUGUUUUUUUCCCCAGCUGGAAAGAUAUAAAGGAAAAUCUUCCAUUGAUCACAAAGAAAAAAGCCAAGAUAACAUUAGACAACAACACUAACAGCACUACAACAUAUACCAGCACACAUACAGACAUAUUUAUGGUACAACACAAUCCCUUUCUGGUUCCACACUUCAUGAAUGACCAAGUCACACUGUGGUCAAGCAGUGUCUGUAAAUAAUCAGCUUCUUGUCUUGAACUGAAAGGGCAAGACUGCUGUCUUUGUGCAAACCCUGUAAUUAAGUGGUCAUGCUAUCAGAAGUAUGAAACAUGAUACUGAUAAUACUGAAAGUUUGAAAAUUAACGUGUAAUUCUGACAAACAAAAAAAACAGCAAAUUUCAAAACUCACUCUUAAACUUUUAAAGUGUGUUUGUAGGGGGAACUUUACCCUUGCACCCCACCAACAAGAGAACCUGCAUCCCCCACCCCUGCUACCUAUAUACUAAUUCUGUGACAGCUGCACCUGGGAAUACUGGGGAAUACUCCGUGACACCGCACUCUCAGAAUUAAUAUAUAUUCCCUCUUUCACACAAUUUAUUUUCUGAAGAUCUCAGAUGCUGUCUGCAGUCUCUCAGAGGACACAUGAUCACAGCCAUCUUCUAUGAAUUCAAGUAAGCAUUUUUUUUUGUUCUGAGUGUCUUUGAGAAACUUUUUUUUAUUUCCUUUUGGCCCAGCCCCUUGCUGACCAUCGAUCUUGUACUCCCUAGUUACCCAAUAAAAUUAUUAAUUUCUCCAGGGAGGGACAGACAGAGAGAGACAUAUGACCCAUUACUUCCCUUGGGUGAGAGUCAGGAGCCAUCAUUCACAUAGUAGGGCGUGAGGUUUUGUGUUAAGCCCUACCAUCCCCCACAUAUAUUCAUAAGCAUUUAAGAGGUUGGAAUGCAAUGGGCCUUUACAAUGCAUAUCUACAUCCCCACAUGUUAUGUGAUCUUCUGGCCCCAUUCCUUUGAGAACAAGUGCAUUCAUAAUAUUCCCAGUUUACACUACAGAUUCAGCCUGUAAAGAAUGUGUAACGAACCUAUGCACCAACCACUCUACAAAAAGAGAGGGGAGCAGGUUAUACCUUAUUAUGCCACACUUCGCCCACCCUGUUAAAUGAAUCCAGGUCACCUAAAUCAUACGGCUAAGUCCCUUUAUGCCAUAGGAACUGUGUCUCUUUGAGAAACAUAAUUCACCAACACCAGAAGACACCUGUAGUUUUCUGUAUUAAUGCUUACAGAAAAUGCCUGUACACAGUUUGCUUAAAGAUGGACUUCCCCAUAAUAAAACAAUCUUCUUUAUGGUGUUAUAGUGCAGAAGCUAAAGGUGGCACUUAAGAAGUAAAAUUCAGAAAGAAAUAUACAUUUUCUUAAAUAUAAAGUGGGACAAAAUAACAGUAUGGUGGCUCAGUCAUUAAGAUCUUUGCUUUAUAUUUCCAGGGUCAGGGGUUCAGUUCUGACAUGCGGCCACUGUGUAGUGUUUGCAUGUUUGCUUUGGGUAUUCGGAUUUCUUCCCACCCCCAAUAAUAUUCAGGUUAAUUAGCUACUCUAAUCUACAUAUAUACACACACAAUUAUUUAUAUACUGAUAUAUAUAUCUUGUAUUUACCAUUGUUAUAGUGGCCUAGGGCAUGGUUGAAAAGAUUAUAUGAUGACCAAUUCACUUGUUUAGUUAACAAAUGAAUAAAUCAAAGUGAAAUGGAAUUUCACCGAAGAGAAGAACUUUCACAGAAGAGAAGCUCUCCCUAAUACCUGAAUCAAAACUACUUGCAGGCUUAGCAUUAUUCCACAACCGUAACUUAGUUAAGGCUGCUGAACCUCUGUUGCUAUUUGACAGAACCAGAAAAGGCAGUAGAGUGAAAGAAUGAUGCUGAACUUGGUUCAUUAAUAUACAAAUGCAGGUUGCCUAAUAGGUUUAUUGCGGCUUAUGGCAUUGUGAUAUUUGUGUGGCCGCUUUAGCAACUUGCUUGCAUAAUUUUACUGCAGCCUAGGAGAACAUGUUUUUUUGUAUGUCUGCAGUAUCUUUGCUUGCAAGAUUUAUUGCUGCCUGACAGACUGUGUUUUUUGUGUGACUGCCAUAGUCUCUCACAAAGGCUGAAUAACUUUAUGAAUUCUGAAAUAAUAAAACAAAUAUUUUGUUAUCUACAGAAUUUAUUAGAAUUAAACCAAAGAGUGUGCCAGUUUGUAGGACUAUAUGGGUACAUAGCCUCAUUUUUUUACAAAUUUUCCCAUGCAAUAUUGUCUUAGUUAUGUUACUGUUCAACUAAUGGCUGAAGGAAAGGUAACAAAAAUGCAAAAAGAUAAACUUAAAAUAAACUGCUUCCAAUGUAAAAUCAAGGUAUUUUUUAAUUUUCUUAGGAUGGCUGUUUGUCUGUAGUUAGCAACAAAUGCAAUAUGUAAUACCCAUGAUUAAAGUCAACAUUCCUUGAACAGAAA
This is a messenger RNA of Protopterus annectens (West African lungfish), 4954 nucleotides long. RefSeq names its product synaptotagmin-7-like. NCBI's taxonomy places the organism in Eukaryota, Metazoa, Chordata, Ceratodontiformes, Protopteridae. The record is from RefSeq and is a predicted model, not a curated record. Gene Ontology annotation, molecular function: calcium ion binding; calcium-dependent phospholipid binding; SNARE binding. Gene Ontology annotation, cellular component: axon; synapse. The transcript has 5 exons. Gene Ontology annotation, biological process: regulation of calcium ion-dependent exocytosis; regulation of dopamine secretion; vesicle fusion. Bases 605 to 2176 code for a protein of 523 amino acids.